AUGAAAACAAGUACAGGUGUAGUAACAAUCCAUCAACACCAACAUCAGCGAAUACUGUUCCGCAUCAUUCCGAUUUCGCUUCAUGCCAACGGGAAAACCGUUAAUACUUUCGCAUUCCUUGAUGGAGGCUCAGAUUCAACAUUGCUAGAGAAUUCGAUAGCGAAAAAGCUCGGUGUCACCGGACCAGUGUUUCCAUUGUGCAUGCAGUGGACAAACGGUGUUAAACGUACCGAGGAAAAUUCGCAACGUUUACAGUUGGAGAUUUCCGGAACUAGCUCUAAUAAACGCUUUUUGUUGAAUGGAGUGCACACAGUAUCCAGUUUAGAUUUACCACAUCAAACCAUCGACUUCAGGGAAAUGCAGGCGAAAUUCCCUCAUCUGAAAGGGCUUCCUGUUUCAAGUUACGAGGAUGCGGUACCGGGACUACUAAUCGGAUUAGAUAACACCAGAAUGAAGACGCCCCUCAAACUGCGAGAAGGUAAAGGCGACGAACCAGUUGCAGCAAAGACACGCCUAGGGUGGACACUCUAUGGGAGAUCGGGUAAUGCGAAUGCUGAUUUGUUUCAUCAAGUUAUGCACGUCUGCAAUCGUCCGACAAAUAAUGAACUCCAUGAAAUGGUAAAGAACUUCUUCACGGUCGAAGGCACGGCUGAUUACUUAGCGAAAGGAUACGCGCAUAAAGCAACGGAAUUAGAAUUAAAAGAGACCAAGGCAAGUGAUGUUUGGUAUCUACCCCUUGGUGUAGUGACCAACCCAAAGAAACCGGAAAAGCUUCGUAUUGUGUGGGACGCCGCAGCAUCUGUGAAAGGCGUUUCCCUGAACUCGGUCCUUCUGAAAGGUCCGGAUCUGCUUCAGUCACUCCCAACCGUAUUGUGUAGGUUUCGUCAAAAAGAGGUGGCAAUCAACGCUGACAUCAAAGAGAUGUUCCAUCAGGUGCUCAUCAGGCCGGAAGAUCGGCAAGCACUACGAUUUCUCUGGCGAAACCAGCCGUCAGAGGCAGUGCAAGUGUUUGUAAUGAAUGUCGCUAUAUUUGGUUCAACAUGCUCACCAUGUUCUGCACAGUUCGUGAAGGAUCUCAACGCAAGUGAGCAUUCCACCGAGUUUCCAAGGGCCGCAACCGCGGUAAUUGAGAACCACUAUGUGGACGAUUAUUUGGACAGCGUCGAUACCGUCGAAGAAGCGGUGCAGUUGGCUGAGGAGGUCAAAACAAUACACGAGCGAGGCGGAUUCGAAUUACGACACUGGUUGUCGAACGCCCCGGAAGUACUGGAGCGGAUCGGUGAGGAAUCGUCUGAAUCUUCAAAGAACUUCGUAAUGGGAAAAUGUACCAACUCAGAACGGAUUUUGGGUAUGAUUUGGAUACCACAAGAGGACAUAUUUUCCUUUGCAGUACAAUUUCGUAGUGACCUAAAAAAACUGGUGGACGGAAAUGGCUACCCUACUAAAAGAGAACUGCUCAGUCUGGUAAUGAGCAUAUUUGAUCCUCUUGGCCUGGUGGCUAACUUCGUGAUACAUGGUAAAGUCUUGGUACAAGAUGUUUGGAGAUCAGGUAUAGAAUGGGAUGAAACCAUACCAGAGGCUAUCUAUCCAAUGUGGAACCGAAAAAUUUUCUGGAGCGAUUCAAACACCGUUCUAGCUUGGCUUCGUUCUGAUCAACACAAAUUUCAUCAAUUCGUGGCUUUCAGGGUCGGGGAAAUCCUGGAACAAUCCGAAGCAUCCGAUUGGAGAAAGGUGCCAACAAGGUGGAACGUAUCAGAUGAAGCAACGAAAUGGGGUAAUGGUCCAGUUGCUUCUGAGACGUGUAGGUGGCAACGAGGACCAGAGUUCCUGUACAAAGACGAACGGGAUUGGCCAGAACAAGAGAAGAACUGGGUCACUUCCGAGGAGAUGCGGAUUGUUAACCUACAUCAUCGUACCGGAACUGAGGAAAUAUUUAAAUUUGAACGGUUCUCCAAAUGGGAACGCUUGCUGAGGACUGCUGCGUACGUUAGAAGGUUUCGAUAUAACUGCCAGAAGAAAAAGAAUGAAUUAACGCUCCCAGACCCUGAGAUAUUGAACAGAGAAGAACUUCUGGAAGCAGAGUUAACUGUGGUGAGGCUGAUCCAACGUGAAUCUUUCGCAAACGAAUACGCUACACUGGUGUUCAACCAACAAGUUCCGAUGGAACAACGGAAGUUAAUUGAUAAGAACAGCAAACUAUACAAACUGUGUCCCUUUCUUGGAGGUGACGGUGUGAUACGGAAGGACGGAAGAAUCGGUGCCGCACCCUGGUUGUCAUAUGAAGCAAAGUUUCCGGCGAUUUUGCCCAAAAACCAUUACGUGACAACCCUUAUCAUCCACAGUUAUCAUCGUAAGUUCGGCCACGCGAACAACGAGACGGUUGUGAAUGAAUUGAGGCAGCGGUUUCAUGUGUCUGAGAUCAGAUCGGCUGUUAGAAAGAUGUCAGAUAAUUGUAGGAAGUGCAAAGUUCGUAAGGCAAGCCCACAUCCUCCUCGCAUGGGUCCGCUUCCGGAGUCACGGUUAAAUCCAUACGUCAGACCAUUCACAUUUACAGGUCUAGAUUAUUUUGGUCCCAUCUCCAUCAGAUUAGGACGUAGUUGUGUUAAGCGUUGGGUGGCAUUGUUUACCUGUCUCACUGCCCUGGUCGUGGCAACAGAGUUGGCAUUCACUUUGGCUACGGAAUCCUGCAAGCUAGCUGUGCGAAGAUUUAUUUCACGCCGUGGUGCCCCUUUGGAGAUAUACUCGGAUCAGGGAACGAAUUUCCAAGGAGCUAGGAAAGAACUGCAACAAGAAAUAAACAAGUUGAACCAUGAACUGGCUGCAACAUUUACGAAUGCGGCGACGCAGUGGAAUCUGAAUCCUCCCUAUGCCCCGCAUAUGGGAGGUAUCUGGGAAAGACUUGUACGGUCGGUGAAAGCAGCUUUGACGGCAAUGGAGAUGUCCAGGAAUCCGGAUGAAGAAACCCUCAUCACGGCUUUAGCAGAAGCAGAGUCCCUAAUAAAUAGUCGCCCACUUACGUAUCUUCCAUUGGAUUCGGAGGAAAAUGAAGCAUGCAGUCGCAUAACACGUCAGCUAUUCGUUCAAAUUGGAAGCAUGUACAGGUCAUGCUCGAUCGGUUCUGGAGCCGGUGGAUCAAGGAGUUCCUUCCAGUAA
Toxorhynchites rutilus septentrionalis is the source of this 3153-nucleotide messenger RNA. RefSeq lists its product as uncharacterized. The record is from RefSeq and is a predicted model, not a curated record. Bases 1 to 3153 code for a protein of 1050 amino acids. The transcript has 2 exons. Lineage: Eukaryota; Metazoa; Arthropoda; Insecta; Diptera; Culicidae. Gene Ontology annotation, biological process: DNA integration. Gene Ontology annotation, molecular function: nucleic acid binding.